Messenger RNA from Strongylus vulgaris, 384 nucleotides. NCBI's taxonomy places the organism in Eukaryota, Metazoa, Nematoda, Chromadorea, Rhabditida, Strongylidae. The record is from the annotation of a GenBank genome assembly.
AUGUCCCCUCAUCAAACCAAGUACGUUGAGCUUCACUACAUCUCUUUGUUUGGCAAUCACUAGGAGUUUUUCGCAGAGCCGACGGAAAACGAGGGCGAACAAUUGACCGGAGAAGCGCUUGUCGACUAUGUCAAUACUCAUCAAACAUUUUACGAAGUUAAAUAUCGAUCUGAUGCUGAGGAAUUUGUCAACGCUCGUAUUAUGCACUUGAACUAUGUGGAGGAAGACGACUUGCUGAAGUAUAAAUCUGACCUUGGCGAUGAUCCGAUUCCCGAAAGUUUUGAUGCUCGUGAGAAGUGGCCAGAGUGCAAGUCAGUGAUUGGUCGUAUUCGCGACCAGUCUAAUUGUGGUACGUCCAAAUUCUUAAAAUUUUACCAUACUUAA